AUGAACUAUGACAGAGAGAGCGGUCAGGUGUACUCUGAAGAGGUGAUUCGGGUUGUGCCGCCUGUCUCCAAGCAGAGAGGAUUCGGGCGGAUGGGAUACGAAUGGGCUCACGAAUCUCCAUUCCUGCCUGCGGGAUGGGAGGCGUACGGUCCUGUUGGCGCGCAUUCUCUGAAGCAUAUGGCCAUGAGAGCCGUGUUAUCUGACCAGCGCACCCUGAGCUUCUCGCACUUUCAAGGCAUCCCUUGGUUGAUUGCGAAGUACCUUUGGGAAUGUCUAGAGCGAAGCACCAAGAAAAGCCUGUACAUGUGGAAGAUCUAUGCAACCGUUUACCCUAAAGAGUUCAACGAGAUAGCUCGCACCUAUUUCCUCAUGCCAAGGACCAAAAAGAUGCCUGUCAGCAAAUACCUGAAGUUUAUAUCUUCAGCAUCAAGGGACUGGCUGGCCGUCCUCAGCCUGUCGGUCGAGUAUUUCGAGCCUCAUGACGCCCUCGAGGUCGCCAAUGUCCCCAAUCUAUUCGGCUUGGAACUCUGCUCCAAGCCCCCACGCAGGCAGCUCGGGCCUGGAUCCGGCGUCUCCAUAACCGAUCGCGAUAUCAAAGGAUGGAGCGAGCAGGCUCUCACAGGCCAAGCGUUCGGCCAUCUCCGGAUCCUCAUUCUCCGCGCCCAAACGAGCUUGACGGAGCACAUAUUUGCAUACCUUGAUGCGUUCCCAUCACUGAAAGUGUUCAUCAUGCAAGGCUCUCCGAGGCUAUACAGUAAAGAGGCGAUGGAGAUGGCAGCAGAGCAUGGCUGGAAACCAUCCACCAUCAACACUGAAAACAGUAGACUUCACAAGGUUAUAGAGGGCCUGGGUAGCAAACUAGAAGCCCAGCAACAAAUGGACUACCAGUUGCACACGAUCAAUGCUGGGCUAGUCGUGCAUUUUGCUCUUUUAGUUCGCGACUUGCGGUACGAUACACAUAAAGAGAUACUCUUCAUGAGGAAACACCCGCCGGGUACGGAUCAUUUGAGCUCACAGGGGGGAAAGAGGCUGAAAGCCCAUAGCUGCUUAGACAGGGACCCGUCUACACCCGGUCUGAAAAAGAGAAAACUAACAGUAAAGGGGAUUUAUCAGAAAGACAUGAAGCGCCUCCUCGACGAAUUCAACCAAAUCUUGCUAUUUGACCGUAUUUUUCUUCAUUUUGGGCUUGCGGGAAUCGCCUGA
This is a messenger RNA of Nannizzia gypsea CBS 118893, 1203 nucleotides long. RefSeq names its product CBS domain-containing protein. Bases 1 to 1203 code for a protein of 400 amino acids. Lineage: Eukaryota; Fungi; Ascomycota; Eurotiomycetes; Onygenales; Arthrodermataceae. The record is from RefSeq and is a predicted model, not a curated record. The transcript has 3 exons.